CCAACUACUUUGAAACCAGAACAAAACAUCAUUACUGACUUGGGUUUAGAUUCAUUAGAUGCUGUUGAAUAUUUGGUUGCUGUUGAAGAAGAAUUCGAUAUUGAAAUGGAUGAAAACUCAGCUAACCAAUUGAAAACUGUUGGUCAAAUUGUUGAAUAUAUAAUCAACAAUCCAGAUGCUAAUUAG
Hansenula anomala is the source of this 186-nucleotide messenger RNA. RefSeq lists its product as uncharacterized. Gene Ontology annotation, molecular function: acyl carrier activity; acyl binding. Gene Ontology annotation, biological process: fatty acid biosynthetic process. Gene Ontology annotation, cellular component: mitochondrion. Lineage: Eukaryota; Fungi; Ascomycota; Saccharomycetes; Phaffomycetales; Wickerhamomycetaceae. The transcript has a single exon. The record is from RefSeq and is a predicted model, not a curated record. The annotation marks the transcript as partial.